Molecule: messenger RNA, 1630 nt
Organism: Branchiostoma floridae (Florida lancelet)
Lineage: Eukaryota; Metazoa; Chordata; Leptocardii; Amphioxiformes; Branchiostomatidae
Exons: 7
Coding region: 162-1166 (334 amino acids)
Source: RefSeq, a predicted model, not a curated record
AACAAAACAACCUGACACUGUCCCCUACGGCAAGACGUUCGUCACCUACAUUCUUAAGUGUCACUCCCCCAGACUAAACCUACAGGUCUUACCACAACUCUGACGAGCUGAGAAAGCUUAGCUGUAAAGUCUACGAAUCUUUGAAGGAUUUGCAGAUCAACAUGAGGAAACUUGACGAAGAAGCAACCGCCAGCACCGCUGAUAUCCGUGCAGUGAUUCCGCCUGACAGAGCGCAGAAUUCCGGGCUCAGUCUGCCGACCAUGUUACUGGGAGCACUCUGUGUUCUGCUGGCCAUCAUUGCUAUCGUGCUGGCCGCUGUCAGCAUGAACCGACAGAACGUGUUCAACCUCGGGCCGGCUCAGACGGCCGCUGGGGGCGGGAGCGACGCGCAGGUGGCCGGCAAGACAUGGCUGGUCAUGAUCGGGCACGACUAUGGCGCACACGAGUACAUCGACGUGCAGGGGAACCUAGCGGGAUACCACCAUGACCUGAUCCGUGAGGUGUGCGAGGCAGCCGGGAUAAACUGCCGCACGGUGUGGGACUCCUAUCCGAACUGUUGGGACUCCCAGGCCGGUCAGCACGGCAGGGGCGGGCAAGGCCUGAUGAACGGGUGGUACGACGCGUGUACGGGCUGGUCACGGACCCGGCUGCGGGACGGAACCUUCUCCUUCUCCAAGGCUUUCCUCCCGACUCACACCUCGGCCUUCUACGUCAGGAGGGGAAACCCGGGAAACUUCGAUGUGGACGACAUCUCUGGCAAGAAGAUCGUUUUCCUGGACGGCUGGGUGGAUGACGAGAAGUGCCUGGCCAGGCAGAGGAGCAUCACGGGAUCGGUGCUGCCCGUGGAUAAGAUCGUCCACGUGGCCGACACCGACAAAUUCAUGGAGCAGAUCAGCACCGGACAAGUGGACGCUGGCUGGGCAGCCAACACGCUGAUUUCUCAGGGAUACUACAACGGCACCAUCCUGCAACUGUUGGCUCCCACUUCGCCUGAACAAUGCAUGUUGGACGGAUCUGCGAUGAUGAGCCGGAAGGACAACAAUUUCACCAUCUACUGGAACCAGGGCUUCGACAAGCUGGUUGAGAGCGGACGGUUCACCCGGCUGUGCAGCGAGGCCGCCCAGCGCUACGGGAGCGUGGGCACAGUGGCGUGCCUGAAUGUGUGACGUUACGAACGGUUACAACAGAAGGAGAGAAGACCCACUGCAGUACGACUACAAUAACUGCAUGAUGUGCUACGGUCAAAUUCAGACAUUAAGACAACAUAAACAUAUCAAAUAUGAUAUCGGCAUAAAAUGUUUCUCUUUUAUUCAGAUUUUUCUCAGCGAUUGAAACAAACUUAAUGCUACAAAUACAUGUACAAUGUAUCUUGAUUUUUUUGUGAAUUUGUACCUUUAUAUUCUGUUGUACAUAAGAACAUAAAAUGAUGAGAAAAAAAUUUAAAUCAGACAAAAGCCUUACACGGGAAUAAGGUGAAAGAAAUGUAAGCAUCAUUGAACUGCUAGAAAAUGUGAUGUCUUGACUUAUUCAGAGUAAUUUUGGACUUGGAAAAUUAGUCAUAACAAAUCCUGGUGCUGUAUCACCUUACAAUAAACUUCCUAUCGAUGCACAGAAUAAUAUUUGUGCAACA